Messenger RNA from Cimex lectularius (bed bug), 4922 nucleotides. Its product is annotated as myotubularin-related protein 10-B. Bases 1692 to 3692 code for a protein of 666 amino acids. NCBI's taxonomy places the organism in Eukaryota, Metazoa, Arthropoda, Insecta, Hemiptera, Cimicidae. The record is from RefSeq and is a predicted model, not a curated record. The transcript has 13 exons.
GCAAUUAUGACUUAGUUCGUUAGUUUUGAGAUUUCUCCAUGGGGUGAUGAACCUAGUUAGUAGUUUGGUCGUUACUGACCGAAGAUGACAAAAUGCUAAACCUGUAAGAAUUAGGCAAACCAAAAUGAUUGGUAAUGAUAAAAACUACAAAUUACACAUAAGUAUCUAGCAUAAGUUACUAUAUAGAAUAGACUUUUUUAAAUUACAGCAGUGCUUGUGUAACAAACAAUUUUGUUCUCUUUAUGAUUUUUUUUAUUAUAAGGUUAAACAAGAGUAUUUCUCCUCUUGUUUAACCUUCCAAUUACAUAUAUUAAUUACAUUUGGAGGGAAAUUGUGAAACAAUUAGCUUUUUUUGUAUAAUAGGAUUUUCAGGUUGAAAGACGUUGGACUGCGGUUAAGUAUGAGGGUCAAGGGUUUUCCAGAGGCUUCUGUUGGAUAAGGUGUAGGGAACUUGGGCAAUGUUUCGAAGCAUUUGAGAGUGGAUUUUUUUGGAGGUUGUAAUGCUUUGUUGAACCCCCAGUUCAAUUCCGUACGUACAAAUUGGUUAUGAGACGUUUUUGGUCAUUUUUUUCUUUUAAGUUGAGCAUGGGGCUCCAAGUAAAUCUUUUGGUUCGUGUAACCCAAAUAGCAAACAAAAUCGGUUGCUGGGAGAGUAACAGGGUUGGAAUAGAUUGGAGAAAUGAAGGUUAUAUGUUGGGAUUUGAGUUGAGUCAAUUUUUUCACACUCCAGACAUUUCUGGGUUUGCUAAAAAAUUGCUCUGCAUAUGAUUGGGAUUUAUAGGUAUAUCAGUAUACACUGAAUAGAGAAUGGGACCAAAGCUGCUGCCUUGUGGAACACCUGCUUUGCUAUGAAUGAUGAAGUAGCAUGAUGAUGUGUACCUGAGAUGGACAGGAUGAUGUUAAGUGAAUGGAAGGAUGCCGUUGAAUUCCUACACUUUAGCAGGAACCUGAAAAGCGUACUAUAAAAAGAGCAAGGAAUGGUUAUAAGGGUUAUGAACUUGGUUAUGUUGCCUGGGCCCAAAUUAAUGGGAUGAAAUGACUGGACCUUUCAAAGCUGGGAUAUGUUAAACUUUACUAAGAAAUAAAAAUAACUAUCAUGUAACAUUUGUGUUUUUGUGAGCUCCCAAAAAGAAAGCUGGAAGGGGUACAAUAAGCUGUAAAACUGCAGUGCUCAGAGGGAACUCAAGUUUCUGGUUCCUUGAUCAAUAAAGAAAAAAUUAAGUUUGAAUGAUUGGACCAAAAAAUAAUUAUUAUUAUUUAUAUUCUAUGUACAAAACUAUACACAUAUUUCAAUAAAAAUACUGAUACAGCUUUUAGUGUGGAUUAAGCGUUUUAAAUACAAUAUAUAAAAUAUUAAUAUAAUAAGAACUGUAGUAACAUGUACUUGACAAGAGAAUAAAAUAUAAAAACAUGUUUUUUAAACUUUUUUGUAUUAUCACAGUCAGCUUGUCAAUCACAGCGUUAUGAAUAUGCAGGAGGACUGUUUUUUUUCUCCCCUUGAGAUUUGAGAAAAUUUUUGCAUAUUUGCAUUUUGUUUAGGCUCAGCUUGUCAUUUUCCUGUUAGAUAAUUUUAUUAGGAAAUGACUCACGAGAGGUUCUGAUAAGACAUUUAGCCUUAGCGUUCUCUUCUGCCAGUAAUAAAUUCAGAUUCAAAUAAGAACAGGACAAAAAUAAAAUGUUUAUAUCUAGGGAUGUUUCGUUACUUGGAGACCUCUCUAGAAACAAUUCAAAACAAACACAAAUCCUUUCUUAAUUCAAGCAAUGAUGACUCCUAUAUUGAGCACCUCUCUCCAAGGCUUAUUCGUGGCGAAGCACUUAUCGCAGAGGCACAGAACGUCCUUAUGUUCUCGCCCGUCAGGGACACCUCUAUGAAAUCGACGACCGUGUCGUCUCAGGGUAGAUCCGGGCUGCUCUGCGUCACUUCAUUCAAACUCUCUUUUAUCACGUCCGAUGAAAAAACAAGACAGGAGGUCAGUUUUGAAGAUGUGCUCCACCUAGGUGAGAAUGAUGUCUGCCUGACGAAUGUCGACUCUUUGUACAUCUAUGGGGAUAAGAAAAAGAAGCUGGUCCCUGGAAAGCAGAUCGCUGAAAAAGUCAAAGGGCUUUAUGUUGUUUGUAAGAAUUUGAGAGUGUUAUCAUUUAGCUUCAAGUUUUCUCCGAUUGGCCAUGGAAAAACCUUAACAAACACCUUACUUCAUCAUGCCUUUGCGCAAAGACAUCCCCUACUUUUUCUUUAUGAUUAUGGAGAACUCGUACUUACUGCAAAAACUGAGACAAAUAUGUUUCGGGAGGCAGGUGACUGGGGAAAGGAGCUAGCAAGGACACACUGCUAUGGUUGGCGUCUCUCAGCAGCAAACCUUAAUUUUCACCUAUCACCAAGCUUAUCGAAGUGGAUAGUAACGCCCGCUAAGGUGGUCGACGCCCAGUUGAUGACAGCAGCGCAGCAUUUCCGCGCCAACCGGCCUCCGAUUUGGUGUUGGUCGAACUCGGCCGGUGCCGCUCUGGUCCGCAUGGCAGACAUCAUGCCCACUAUCACGGACAGGUACGUCUACCACAGGGCGCAUUUACAAUUCUAUACACCAAACCUCUGCUCCAGGCAACAGGAAAAUCUUAUGCUGGAAUCAAUUAGAAAAAGUCACCCAAAGCUUACAAAGCCAAUGGUUUUAGACCUGACCAGGGAACUUCCCAGUAUAAGGGACAUCCAGCACAGUUUUAUGAAACUGAGAGAACUUUGCACUCCAGACGACGCGAAACAUUUCUGGACUCAAGAUCACCAUUUCCUGUCCAACUUGGAGAACUCAAAAUGGCUGUUGUAUGUUUCCGCAUGCCUUAGAAAGUCGGCGGAGGCUGCUGAAGGCUUAUACGAUAACAUCACCGUCGUGCUGCAAGAAUGUGAUGGACGUGACUUGUGCUGUGUUAUCGCCUCCUUGACUCAACUCCUGCUCGACCCUCAUUACCGGACUAUUUAUGGAUUCCAGUCUCUAAUUCAAAAAGAGUGGGUCAUCAUGGGCCAUCCAUUUUCAACUCGAUUAGCCCAUGUCUACAAUCCCGAAACUGUUCAGUCUCCAGUCUUUCUUCUGUUUCUUGACUGCGUCUGGCAGAUAGUUCAGCAGUUUCCAACUAAUUUCCAGUUCACCGAGACAUACCUUACACUUUUGUGGGAAACGGCGCUUGUUUCCAUUUUUGACACUUUUCUCUUUGAUUGCGAACGAGAUCGUCUUCUGGCCUACGAGGAUCCGGCGAACAAGCUGACCUUGAGGAGCGUCUGGGAUGAGAUUUUAACAGGAAAAGAUGCACCGUUGCUUUAUAACCCAGUUUACGCGCCGCACUCGCCAAAUAUAACGAUUAGCUAUCUGCCGGUCAACCACAGGAUGCCCUGCCUACUCCUCUGGAAGCAGUGCUACUUCAGGCAUAUCCCACUUCUUGAAAUCAAAGGUGGUGGCAAUCCACAGAUUGAUUUCAUGAAUCGUCUAUUAUUGGCCCAGUCGGAAAACGACGGUGACCUGGGCACUGAUUCGUUUUCGCCGGACGCUUUGUCCCAAUACGGUUCUUUCUUCCCGUUUUCAAGGGGAUCUUCCAUAAUGAUGAGCCCUCCGUCGGCACUCCUCGUCAGCUCACUUUCGCUCAACACCAGUUUCUACUCGUCUGAGAUAAUGCUCGACUCGCAAUCAAUAUUGAACACUCCUGACUGAGUCUAAAGAAUAAUAAGAAAAAACGUAAGUGAACAAUUUGUUUAUUAAAAAUUUUUUUCUGCACCUCAUGAUUUUUGUCAAAUGAUAAACAAUAAUCAUGGAGAAAAGGUUCAAUUUAUAAGUGAAUGUUGAGAAUUAAAUUGAUAAUUGUAAUAGUCACUUUAGAUUUAAGGAUGAUUGUUCAAAUGAAACUCCAUGUCUGUGAUUUAUUGUUUUAAAUAAUGUAUUUCACCUCAGCAAAUAUGUUUGUAUUUUUAAUAUAUUCUUUAAUAUAGAAAUAUUUUAUUUUAUAAUAGUCUAAAAUUUAUACAUGUUAGUUCAUAAAGUCCCUAAGGAAAAAACAAACCAAAUGAAAAAAAAAUUAUGCCUAUAUUUUUUAAUAAUCUUAUAUUAUAAUUAAGUAUCUGUAUAAGUUAAUUUUAAGUUUAACUUUUUUUCAAGUUUUAAAAACUAAUUGUACAUGCAUUGUACAAAACUUGUACAGAUUGGAUGGCUAUUGAAGCAAAUUUGCAUGUGGCAGUGCUGACCAAUAGUGGUGGUGAGUAGAGUUGUACUACUUGUUUUUGUGGAAAAAUUUCAUCAUCUGUAAUGAUAGUUCUUGAUCAAACUCCUCAUUCUUCUUGAUCCUAAACUUCUCUGCUUUGCGUUGUCUUGCGCCUCGUCCAGGUUUUGAGCCCUGAGUCUUGACUCGAUAAGCCUGAGACCUGUCAAAAGCCGAGGUUGAAGGUGUUUGUGGGUUAGCACUUGAAUUCAAAUCUUGAUUUUCCACAUCAACGAUUUGUAGUUCAAGCUCGUAGGGAAAGCCACGAAUUUGCUUUUAAAAACUAAUAAGUUUAUUAUUUGGUGUCUACUUGAGUAAAUUUGCUAAAAUGUUCACAUCUACCCCAAUGUUAAAAAUUAAUAAUUUUUUAUUUUUAACGUUAAUAAUAAUUAUAUCAUUAAAAAGUUGUUAAAUUUUGCCUUGGCUGGCAUAAAAAUAUUGCCAAAGAAAUCAAAAAGAUUUAACUUAUGUUUACAGUUGUUUUUAUCAACUUCUGUACCUGGUAUUGUAAAAAUAUAAUAAUAUAUAUAAAAUGAAAGGUAUCCAUGGGAAAGUAAAGAUUUUGGUAACUGUUGGAUAACUGCUGGUUUAAAAAAGUUAAAUUUUUUUAGAAAAACAUUAAUUUUAGUUUAGAAAAGGAUCAAUUUCAUUAAGCGAAACUCAAUUUGAUAUGAACAAACUAAUUCGUU